Molecule: messenger RNA, 1380 nt
Organism: Eriocheir sinensis (Chinese mitten crab)
Lineage: Eukaryota; Metazoa; Arthropoda; Malacostraca; Decapoda; Varunidae
Product: cilia- and flagella-associated protein 251-like
Exons: 1
Coding region: 151-1356 (401 amino acids)
Biological process (GO): spliceosomal complex disassembly
Cellular component (GO): spliceosomal complex
Source: RefSeq, a predicted model, not a curated record
ACUCCAUCUCAAGAAAUCACAAUCCCGUGCCUGAUCCCCCACCCACGCCCACCCCAAUCCAAGAAACAGAAAUUCCCGAGCACCAAGCACGGGCAGAACUCAUCGCCCAAGAGGCUGUGCUGCAGCACGCUGGAAGGCCAGCACCAACACAUGCACGCACAGCACACCACUCUCGGGCAAAACACCGUGACGCACGGCGCCUCGAUGGCCACCACCAGACACUACCACGGCCUCCUGGGGCUGGCGCGCGGUGCCACGGAGAGGGCGAUAAGGAGGCAGUGCCGGAGCCUCGCCCUCGCCGCCCACCCUGACAAGAACCCGCAGGACGUGGCGGCGGCCACGGCAAUGCUCCAGCAGCUGCAGCUGGCGGUGCAGACUCUCUGCGACGCCGACUCAAGGGCCGCCACCACGACGGUGGCCCUCACCUACACGGACGUGGCGGCAAGGGCCAAGGAGGAACAAGGAGAGAAGAGGAAGGUGGAGGAAGGGAGGGGGGAGGAAGAGGAGCAGCAGAAGGAGAGUGGAGGUUGCGUAGGAGUGGAAGAGGUAUUAGCUGAGACAGACACGGAAAGGAGGGAGGAAGGAGAGGAAGAGAAAAAGGAAGGAGAAGCUGACGUGCAGCUGACAGGCACAGAGAGGGAGCCGCCCUAUCCGCUGGGCUGGGAGGAACCGGUGGCCCGGCUCAGGUGUGCUGAACACCUCGUCUACUUCAGCAACUGUGAGGAGUGCCUCAGCGGUAUGACUGCCCAGGAGCGGCAAAGGCGCCUGCAGGAGCGGCGGGACCGUAUCAGCGAGCGACGCGUCGAGCGGCGGGAACGACUGCAGCAGCUCAACGGCGAUGGCAAGACGAAGAAGCGUAAGGGACGCAGGGCCCGGCGGCUACAGGCCAAGGCGGAGGAGGAGCUUUCUCGGCGGCCUCGCAAGAUCAGGUUCAACCUGAAGGACGUCCCCAAACCCGUCAAGGACCGGGAGUUCCUGUACCGCCUCUACCAGUCCAGGAAAGGCGGCAUGGUGCAGCAGUGGCGCAACCGCCUCGCCGCCCUCAACAACAGCGAGGCGGCGUGGCGGCAGGAGCUGGACGCCCUGGCGGCCAAGCGAGGCUGGCGGGCCGAGGGCCUCGAGUACACGGAGCGGAGUGUGCAGGAGGAGGAGUGGGUGGCAGAGGCCAAGGACGAACAUGGAGAGAAGGGAGGGAGGGAGUGCUUGGAAGGAAAGGGUGAGGAGGGGGAGGAAGAAAGGAAGGAGGAGGAACAGGGUGAGGAAGGGAAGGUGGAGGAAGAGAGGGUGGAGAAGGAACAGGGGGAAGGGAAGGUGAAGGGAGUGAUGAAGGGUAAGGAGGAACAGAGAGAGGAAUGAAGGAGGAGGAAGAGAGGGACGAGA